Molecule: messenger RNA, 952 nt
Organism: Rubroshorea leprosula
Lineage: Eukaryota; Viridiplantae; Streptophyta; Magnoliopsida; Malvales; Dipterocarpaceae
Source: the annotation of a GenBank genome assembly
CAACAGAAAGAUAGUAAAGUGUAAUGAGAUACUAUUUCUCAAUAAAGAUAUAUGAAUAUUCAUUUUUAACAAUUGUUAUUUCUGCAGCCGGAAAAUUACCAAAGAACAACAGGAUUUCAUGGAGAGGGGACUCAGGGCUGUCGGACGGCAUCAACGACACCAACUUCUUCAAGGCGGGACUGGUCGGAGGCUACUACGAUGCCGGAGACAACACAAAAUUCCAUUUCCCCAUGUCAUUCGCCAUGACAAUGCUCAGCUGGAGCGUGAUUGAGUACGACCAAAAGUACCGGAGCAACGGCGUACGACCACAUUCGGGAACUCAUCAAAUGUGCACCGAUUACCUCCUCCUCACCUUCAAUUCCUCCGCCACCAAGAUCGACAGUAUCUACAGUCAGGUCGGAGGGUCUCAGAACGGCAGCAGAAUCCCAGAUGACCAUACUUGCUGGAUGCGACCGGAGGACAUGGAUUAUAAACGACCCGUCCAGAUCGCGAACGCUGGGUCAGAUCUUGCCGGCGAGAUGGCUGCGACGCUAGCGGCGGCCUCAAUCGUGUUCCGCGACAACGAUGCUUACUCAAAAAAGCUAAUCAAGGGAGCUGAGACGUUGUUCGCCUUUGCCAGGGAUCCCGGCCGCCGGAGAAGGUACUCCGUCGGAAACUCUUUCAUCGAACCAUAUUACAAUUCUUGCGGGUACUACGACGAGUACAUGUGGGGUGCGGCGUGGCUGUAUUACGCCACCGACAACAACACCUACAUUUCGAUCCAUCUGUUGAUUCGAUCCAUCUGUGGAGGUAUUACGCCACCGUCACGAACCCGUGAGCUGGGUUCCUCGCGAACCCAGGCUCUUGGGUUCUCCUGGAGGUAAAAAAAAAAAAAGAAAAAAAAAAGGCUGGAGGAAGGAGAAACCGGGGAAGAAGAUAAGGGUAUAUUAGUAAUUAAAGGUAAAAAAUUUAA